Molecule: messenger RNA, 1031 nt
Organism: Radiomyces spectabilis
Lineage: Eukaryota; Fungi; Mucoromycota; Mucoromycetes; Mucorales; Radiomycetaceae
Exons: 7
Coding region: 24-938 (304 amino acids)
Source: RefSeq, a predicted model, not a curated record
CCUCUUUUUCCGCAAGCCGAGAAAUGACCGUGACCGAAAACGUUUUCCCCAUUGGAUAUUUUUAUAUCAUCUCCAGACUCAACGGUUUGGUCCUUGAUAUCGAAGAUCCUGCCACUGCCGCGCCAGGAUCCAGAAUUGUCACGAAAACCAAAUUGGAAAAGUCUCCUGAAAGAGACAGCCAGCUGUGGAUCCAUCAAAAUGGUUUCUUGACAAACAAGCUGUCGGGUCUUGUUCUUGAUGUUAAUCGUGCCACGAACUUUACUGCUAUAUUUACAGGCGAGGAGCAUCUUUACUUGGACCAGAUGAAGGAACAGGAUGCGGCCAAUGAUCAGCGUUUUGGUUACGAAGCACCAACAGGAAUUAUUUACACUUUGGCCGACCCUAAUACGGUGGUGGACAUCAAGGGUGGCAAGAGCGAAGUGAAUGCUCGUGUGAUGGUGUACAAGCGCAAAGAGGAAGCUGAAGAAGCGAUGAAUCAGCGCUGGAACCUGGAACUUGGUGAUCCUCUCAAGGUGGACGACGAUGAUGACGAGGAAGACGACAGUAAGAGUGCGCGUCUCCGAGCAUGGUUUGGCAGCUGGAUUGGCUGGGGUGACAAAAAGCGAGAAGUCUUGAAUGAACAAGAAUUGGGAGAAGCUCACAAGAAAGUGUACAAGGAAAAGAAAUCCCAUGUCAGUUACGAGCUGUUGGCUGGUGCUGCUGCAUUCGAAGCAGUGAGAGCGUGGGAAAAGAAGAAGGAAGAAAGUGGCGAGGAAGUGAAAUAUGGUCUUGCCAAGAAGCUGGUGGCUGGUUUGGCUGCGGCCGAGCUGGUGAAACUGUUCCAAGAGCGUGGCAGUGACGAUGACGAUAACGAAGUGAAGGAAGAAAAACAGAGCUUGAUGCAAAAAAUGGCCGCCAAAGCCGCCACCAACUACUUUGAAUCCAAAUAUUCAAGCUAGAAAAAAGAUGAUUUUCACACAAUCCAUCUUUGUCAAUAUAUUCCGCGAUAUAAAGUUUUUUUUUUUCUUUGACCCCACUUGUGACAGGCUUGA